This is a messenger RNA of Caenorhabditis remanei, 1695 nucleotides long. RefSeq lists its product as uncharacterized. The transcript has 2 exons. Lineage: Eukaryota; Metazoa; Nematoda; Chromadorea; Rhabditida; Rhabditidae. Gene Ontology annotation, biological process: innate immune response. Gene Ontology annotation, cellular component: membrane raft. The coding region runs from base 1 to 1695 and encodes 564 amino acids. The record is from RefSeq and is a predicted model, not a curated record.
AUGGCUAGCUCGGUCUCGAAGCAAUCUAAAAAGAUAUCUCGGCCUCGGAGCAAUCUAGAAGCAGCAAUCCGAAAAUUCCUUCCGAAAGAGCUAAUUCCUGAGACUUGGCAGUGCGAUGCACGAGAACGAAAAAACAGCAUCCAGGAUCUUCUCAACCAAGCAAAUGGUCAGCUCGGAAUGUUCGAGUCGGCCGACGAUCUAUACGAUCAGAUUGCCACCUACAUCGACUUCCCAAAAAGUUAUGAAUAUCUCAAAAUGCCCGCAUACGAUAUAGUCGACUCAUCUCUCUCUAUCCUUGAUACCAUGUCGAAGAAGUGGUGUAUGUAUGAAUGCGAUCUACACAAAUUACUGUAUUAUUGCGAUUCGUGCCCACUGGAAUGUCCCGCGAAGAACAGUGCCGAGAUGAUUCUGAACAGAAUCUGGAAGAGACUGAGAGUUGAAAGUCAUCACGAGAUGAUUCUGUUCACGGAGAAACCGAAGCAACCUACUUCUGCUCAUCCGGAUCUAAGAGCUUUUGGAACCGCUGGUUCGAAAAGUGAGUAUGAGGAUUUCAAGGAUGCAUGGAAGGAGGAUAAGGAGAAAACAAUCUAUGGGUUGACUGAUUUCAUUUUGGAAGAGAUGGAUAUAUUCCUUAUGCUUUCGACAUCUAAAGACUAUCAAGAAGCCGCAGACAUCGUUUCAUGGGUUGGAUAUGUUAUGGAGGAAGUUGCAAAGUUUUGUAAAGACAAGAACAUCUAUAUGAAACAACUCAACCCCAACCAGAAAACCAGAAAGCCUAAACAAGUCAUUCGAUUAUUCUCCAAUGAGAAAGGAGAGUUUGUGAUGGCUCAUGACUUCCUCCAAAUUCUACAAGAAUACGGUGUGGAUUCUGACAAAAUAGAGAAGUUGAUUCCUAAAAAACUCCGACAGGAGGUUGCCUACCUGCCAACAUUAUCUUAUGAAGACGUUUUGAGAGCAUUGGAGACCAGUGACAAUAAAGAGUUGAAGAAUCUGGAGUUUGCUAUGAUGGAGAGUCCGAGAUUGAUGUUCGCCCGGUCCCCGAUUCCAACUUGUAAGAAAGGAUACUGUAUUCUUGCAAUGGAUGCACUAUAUGAAGUUAUGAUGGAUAUGAUUGUGGCGAAGAAGGUAUUCCAAGAGAACGAUUCUACCAGAAUUAAGAAGUUCUUCGAGUCUAUUAAAACCCAUUUUGAUAUCAAAAAAGACAUCUACUUCAUUGAUUCCGAGAUGUCGGAGGCUAUCAUGAAGGAGUGGGAGAAGUUUUACAAUCAACACUUGAAGCGAGAAGAUCCAUCCAAUGCAAAAUCCAAUGCAAAGACUAUUAAACUGAAAAAAAAGUUUGAUCUGAAAUACUUGACAAAAACACUCAGAUUUCUGAAACUGAAUGAGUUCUUCAAAGGCAUUGAGGAGUAUGCAUAUCCCAUCUUUGCAAAACUGAAAAAGAAAUCACCAAGAGACCCAAGUGACCUGCAUGCAGCUGUUACACAAUGUCAAAUCAACUGUCUCGCUCGAGAAGUGCCCUGGAUUCUGAAGUUCAUUGAGAAGCAGAACUCACGCAACCGGAUGAAUAUUGUGGAUUUUCAUAAAACAAAAUACGUUGCGAGCAAUUUGGUGGAGUUGGAUCAGAUGGGAACAAGCGAGAAGAAACAAGAGGCUAAAGGAAAUGUGUCGACGAAGAAGAAUACAAAGAAGAAGUAA